UCCCAAAAUCGACCCACCGUGGCGCGGCAUACGACGAUCACGCCACUGCACCGGAGAUGGCGAACGACGACGGCGACGCGCCGCCGUGCGACUACAUCAGCGAACUCCCCGACAACAUCCUGGUCUCCAUCCUGUCCCUCCUCCCGCUCGACGACGCGGCGAGGUCCACUGCCCUCUCCACCCGCUGGCGCCACCUCUUCCCCUCCACCCUCCUGGACUUCAGGGCCUUCGCCCCCGGCCGCGACGUCGUCACCGCCGUGAACACCAUCCUUGCCGCGCGCGUCCGCUCCUUCCACACCAGCUGGCUCUACUUCCCCAACGAGGACGAUCCCUCCGUCGGGGGCUGGCUCCAGGACCUCGCCGGCCGCCGCGUCCAGGAACUCUCCCUCUCCUUCAGCGAGGGGUGGCAGAGGAUCCCCGAGUCUCUCUUCUCCUGCAACUCCCUCAAGCGCCUCCACGCGGACUGCUGCACCUUCCCGGACGCCACCCAGGUCGCCGCGCCGCUUCCCGGCCUCACCGAGAUCGAUCUGUUCGGGGUCAACAUCUCCCAGGAAUCCCUCAAUGCCCUGCUUUCUGAGUGCACGGCGCUGGAACACCUGAGGAUGCGGAGCAUCGGCGACUGCGACUGCAUCCAUGUCCGGUCUGCGAGCCUCAAGACCCUCUGCGUCAGCGGCGACUUCGAUGAGCUCUUCAUCGAAGACGCUCCUAACCUGGAGCAGGUGUACGGCAACUCCAUGUACACGAGAAACCCGCACCUCAAGAUCGCGCACGCACCGAAGCUGGAGUUCUUGGGCUACCUCGGCAUGAGCUUCGGCAUGAUUAAGAUUGGGCAAACUGUUUUCACGGAAAACGAUUUUGGUGUAAAAACCCUGAUGCCGAGUCUGAAGACAGUUGCUGUCGAAUUGAGCUACACCUCCGAGGGGUACAUCGAUUGGUUCAUGCAGCUCCUCAAGUUGUUCCCUUGCCUAGAAACUCUCUACAUCAGGUCAGACACUUGGUCCAAGGUCCAAGCUGCAGCGCCAGGAUCCUGGGACGUGCUGAGAUCUGUCCCCUGCAUCGACAAUCACCUUGACAAAGUGGUGUUCGAGGUUUACAGGGGGCACGAAUGGCAAAGGGAGAUGGCCAAGUUUCUCCACGGCAGGGGCAGGUUUCUCAACACCAUGGAAUUCCACUGCAUGGGAGAUAAAGGUUGCAGCGAGCAUCUGGGUGACGAAUGGGUCAGAGAGCAGCAGGAGCUCCUGUGCCUCGACAGCCGGGCCUCCAUGGAUGCCCGUUUCCUCUUCUUCGAGGGCCCUCUGGUGAAUAAUCAUCACGAUGUUUGCCACCAUGAGUGGUACAAGAGAAAGUACUACCAUGGCCUGUAUAAGGUUUAGUGCCAAAGGUUUAAAAGGUCGUCUAGGGUGAAGUCUUUCGUUGGUCGAAUAACAAUAGAGCCGGAUCCAUUUAGUUCAGAUGCAACGUGCCUAUUAGUUUUGAAAAAUAUUUGAGCAAUUUUAUAGUGCUUGAGAAGAUAUCAAGAGGUAUUAAAAUUUUACGCUAAAAUUUUGGUAUCUCACAGUACCUACUCAAAGACCGUAAAAUUGCUCAAAAUAUUUAUGUUUGAACGAGUGUGUGAGCGUCUCGAUGUCUGAUUAAAUUUAAUUGCAAAGGUUUGAUAUAAGUGCAUAAAAUUUCCAA
Oryza brachyantha (malo sina) is the source of this 1677-nucleotide messenger RNA. RefSeq names its product F-box/FBD/LRR-repeat protein At1g13570-like. Gene Ontology annotation, molecular function: protein binding. The coding region runs from base 57 to 1373 and encodes 438 amino acids. NCBI's taxonomy places the organism in Eukaryota, Viridiplantae, Streptophyta, Magnoliopsida, Poales, Poaceae. The record is from RefSeq and is a predicted model, not a curated record. The transcript is spliced from 3 exons.